Messenger RNA from Paramecium tetraurelia, 1155 nucleotides. RefSeq lists its product as uncharacterized. Gene Ontology annotation, molecular function: protein binding. Gene Ontology annotation, cellular component: cytoplasm; nucleus. The record is from RefSeq and is a predicted model, not a curated record. NCBI's taxonomy places the organism in Eukaryota, Ciliophora, Oligohymenophorea, Peniculida, Parameciidae. The transcript has 4 exons.
AUGAAUAGCACUGCGCAAGUCUUAUUUCUGAAGGUUGAAUAAGGGAAUGUUAAUAAAGUUAUUGAAAUACUCCAGCAACAUCCUAAUUUAAUAGAUGUGGAGAAUGCAAAGUCAGGACAAACUUGUUUGACAAUAGCUUGUCGUAAAAAUGAUGGGGCUAUGAUCGAGAGAUUGAUUGUCUAAGGUGCUGAUAUCAAUAAGACAAAUAGAUUAAAUCAAUCGCCAUUAUGGAUUUGCUCAUUUUACAAUUAUCGUAGGACUGCAGAUUUUCUGUUGAACCAUGGGGCUGAUGUAAACUAGCAGGACAAAAAAGGAUUCUCUCCUUUGAUGAUUGCAGCGUAGAGAGGAAAUUUAGAGACUGUGGCUUUAUUAUUGAAUGCUAAGGCGAACAUCUAACUGUUAAAUAAAAAUCAAGAUACAGUAUUCGAUGUUUGCAAGGACUAUGAUACUCUAUAAUUUAUGAUACAGACAUUGCAAAUAGAGGAAGUGAGAGUGAAGUAGCCAGAUAAAUUCAAACCAAAACAAUAAUAGAAUGUCAACUCAAUGAAAUCGACUUAGACGAAGUUCUCCAACAACUCUUACAGAAGAGAGAAGUCUGAAUCUAUUCCGAAUUUAAAUGAAGAGUGUUACUCCAUUCAAACCAUGAUCAAUUCAAUUUGUGAAGAGAUGCAACUCAUUUUCAAUGAAAGCAUUCAAAAGUUCAGGGAUUGUAUUUUGAACAAAUAAAAUUUGGCCGAAGCCAAGAAAUCAAUUUCAAAUGAAUACGAACAAAUUCAAUAAUCAUAGCAUAUUGAUGAUAAUAUUCAAUUCCAAUAUGAUAAUUUCCAAUAUGAGAUCAGUAGACAAGUAGGGAGAACCCUCUAUUCAAUUAUUCACAAUUUGGAUAAGGCGUAGGUGAAAUCUCCUUCCCCAAAGAAUAAGAAGUAUUUAUCAGCUGAACCUUUAAUUGAAGCCACGGUUGAAGAAGAGUAAUCAACUCCAUUGAGUUAGUUUCGGAACCAAUUAAAAAAGGUGGAGACCCCAUCUCAGAUAAAGGAACCGUUGAGCAGAGGGAGUGUGAAAGGGGAGAAUGAACAAUUCAAUAGGAUGAUGACUUAGAAAUUAGAGAUUCUGAAUGAAAUGAUAAACUCUCGAAUCGGAAGUAGGAAAUAGUGA